This is a messenger RNA of Spirodela intermedia, 3575 nucleotides long. The record is from the annotation of a GenBank genome assembly. NCBI's taxonomy places the organism in Eukaryota, Viridiplantae, Streptophyta, Magnoliopsida, Alismatales, Araceae.
AUGCCAACAGCAAUAGAGGAACAACUACCCGGCGUCGACUACUCCAUCGACAGCCCUCCUCCGUGGAGUGAGUUCCUUCUCUUGCUGCUUCAUGAACAUCGUCCUGACAGGCACCGUGCAUACUUUGCUUCGGUUCUGUUGUAGAUUCUGAAGCUUUCUGGUCGACUGCUGUGCUCACGUUCUUUUCUCCCUAUAAUCUAAAGUUUCUUCCUGCCCUCCAUUUACCUCUCAGCAUGCCUUUCUCGAUCCACAGAGGCCUUCCCUAAGAUUUCUCAUUUCCUGCCCUUCUCCUCUCUAUUCCUAUCUCCUCGGUUGUAGGGGAGGCGAUCCUUCUCGGUUUCCAGAACUACGUGGUCUCUCUGGGUACCAUUGUCCUCGUUGCCAACAUUCUCGUCCGGCAGAUAGGCGGCAGACAAGUGAGUAUGCGAUGCUCUGUUCUUCAUCAACCUAUUUUUGCGAAUGGGACGCUGGUUCCCUGGAUUUCUGACUUAAUUCGAACCAAGGAUCGGUAAGCUGACUGAGAAGACGAGAAAAUCUUCUUUCAAGGAGGAGAAAGCCAAGCUCAUCCAGACUAUGGUCUUCGUCUCCGGUAUCAACACGCUGCUGCAGGUCAACUUCGGCACCCGGCUCCCAGUGGUGAUCGGUAGCUCCCAGACGUUCAUCCUCCCUACUCUCUCAAUCAUAUUCCGUCAGCGGUGCAGCGACAUUCUGGACCCGCAUGAGGUCACCCUCUUCGUCCUAUCUUACAAAUUUUCCCCUCUCAAUUCCGAUCAUCUGCUUCAGGCUUUCCUCCAUUUACAAAGACAGAAGUGCAUUGAUUCUUAUUGGAUCAGAGGCUCAGGCAGACGAUGAUUUCUGUCAUCUUACUAAUUCCUCAGACUUUUCUCAUAUCCAUCUCUCUGUAAUCUCUUCCUACUUCGCUUCCACGCUUAACGAAAGUGCAUGCUGGAUUUUUAUUUGAUCAGAGGUUCAUACACAGCAUGAGGGCCAUACAGGGGGCUCUGAUCAUCGCCUCGAGCCUUCAGAUCAGUUUCGGAUUCUUGGGGAUAUGGGGUGUCGUCGUGAGGUGGGUAUCUUUCCUUCCAGUUCUGUUGAUCCAGCAGUCGUUUCUAAUAAACUUAUCUUUCGAUUUCUCAUUUUGCUGCCACCAUGCUCAACGCAUCUCCCUCGCCACGGUCGACCAGGUACCUCAGUCCGCUCGCCGCAGUGCCUCUCGUCACACUUGCCGGCCUCGGGGGUUUCUACGUCGGCUUCCCCCUCGUAAGAGCCAGUUCUACCAUGGGAAAUCAUGUCCUCCAUGGCUUGAUUUCCUUAAAACCUUCUUUUGCUUGCCUUCUCGGGGUGAACUCUUUUCCUGCUCGUGAUCAUCGUCUUCCUUGAACACAGGCGGCCAAGUGCGUUGAGAUUGGUCUUCCAGCGAUCAUCCUUCUGGUAUUCUUAUCACAGGUAUCUUCUGCCGCAGCGCGCUUUCUCUCGGGUCUCUCCGAAGAGCUUGGAUCAAUUUGACCUCCAACAUGAUGUACUGACGCGGAGAAAUCUGCAGUAUGUUCCCAGUGCGUUGAAGAGAAGGAGAGUCAUUUUCGAUCGGUUUGCCCUGACGAUCACCGUGGUGAUCGUAUGGGUUUAUGCAUUUUUCCUGACUGUUGCGGGUGCGUACAAGCACGCGAAACCCUCCACCCAGUUCAGCUGUCGCGCAGAUAGAGCUGACCUGAUUGGUGCUUCUCCCUGGUAAGCAUAUCCGUUCUUGUUCCCGAGAUCUCCUCAAACACUUUCAGAAAUUGAUCCGGCAAGUCGAUCUUUCUGAAAUUUCGGAGAACGUGAACGCUCUGGAUUUCCACGCUGUUAAUUCAAACGAGGAACGAACUAAUUCAUAUCCGUAUGAUUUCCAUUUGAAGAAGAGACGGUAAUCAAAAUGAUUUAGAUUGAGCAGAUGAACACGUAAGUGGCAGAAAUUUCCGAGGCAUGAGAUUUUCUUUCAUGGCUGUCUUUGGUUUUGCAGGAUUAGAGUUCCUUACCCGCUUCAGUGGGGAAGACCCACCUUCAACGCCGGGGAAGGCUUUGCGAUGAUGGUCGCCUCUCUGGUUGCUCUCGUUGAGGUCCGUUCCAUUUUCUACCGCUCCUUUUAUCGGUCGAUGCGCAUUUUCUACCGCUGGGUGUUUCUAUCGAGUCAUCUUCUCCUCAGAGAUGAUGAUUCUGCAACUUUGACGAGUUCUUCGAGGUCUGGUUCCAUCUAUCUGAACUAAAUCGUAAGAACCCAAGCUCAUUCCUCCCCGCGCCGGCUCCAUGGCUCGCGUAGGAUCCAAAAUAAAUCAAAUAAGAAGAUCGGGUAUUAUUAUCUGCACCUGACAUCCUCAUCUCCCAUGGCAGUCCACAGGCUCUCAAAUCGCCGCACAAAGAUUCUCGAGGUCAACGCCCGUUGCGCCGUCCAUAUUCAGUCGGGGUGUUGGGUGGCAGGUCAACGUACCCUGUGAUCUAGAUCAGAUACGAUGAUUUGUCGUAAUAUCGUCUGCCUCAAUCUCUUUUAUUUCGACAUCUUACAGGGAAUAGGUAUCUUACUAGAUGGGCUCUUCGGUACUGCAAAUGGGUCAACUGUAUCAGUGUAAGCUCGGCUUCCUCGGCCUGAAGACAAAACUUCAUCAAAACUCACAGUACAUUAUGUAACCUCCUCCUGUUCUACCUGGGCAGGGAGAACGCUGGCCUCCUGGGGUUGACUAAAGUAGGAAGCAGAAGGGCCAUCGAAAUAUCUGCUUGUUUCAUGCUCUUCUUCUCCGUCCUUGGUAAAGAACCUACUUUAUUACAUUUCCAAGGUCAACGCUCAUUUAUCCUCGUUCUCUCUCACCUCUUCUUUGCAACAAAAACCAGGAAAAUUUGGCGCGAUCCUCGCGUCAAUUCCAUUGCCUAUAUUUGCCGGCCUGUACUGCAUCCUGUUUCCCUACGUGGGUGGGUACCUCUCCGAAGCUCCCCCUUUCUCCAGGCUUACCUGUUGAACUCUCUCUGAUGAAUCAUACUUCUGUUAACAUAUCAAAAAUCUGACCAUUCUCGUUGAAUUCGGAUAAUCCUUCUCUGCCCUAACUUGUCUGAAUUGCUGAAUUAAUACAAGAACGUGUUGGGUGCUGGCAGCUUCAGUAGGGCUUCUCCCUGUUCGUCGGCAGUUAUGCAGCGUCAAUAGCUUCCGCACCAUAUUCAUUCUGGGCUUCUCCCUGUUCCUCGGCACGUCGGUGGCGCAGUAUUUCAGGGAGUGCUCCCUCGUCGCCGGGCACGUCCCCGCUAACACUGGCUCCAGAGCGGUGCGCAUGUUGACUACAUGAAAACUCGAUCCAUCCGGCCUCUCUCUCACUCUCCCAUCUUCCUCUCUGGUGCAGUUCAACGACAUCGUAAACGUGGUCUUCUCCUCGCCGGUGAUGGUGGGGUCCGUGGUGGCUUACUCCCUGGACAGGACCCUCAACCUAGGCGACCACCAACGACGCCGACCCACUGGCGAAACCACCGCUACAAUAGAACCUCCAGCAGUCCCCACCAUAGCAUCUCCCAAAAAUGAGUGUCAUUGUGAGACGUUGGUGGUGUUGUCCUUUUGA